AUGGACGCGGACUACAGAAGUGAACAGCCGAAUGUACCCCAACUUGUGAGGCAGAUGGACUUGAAUAACGUACCGCUGAAGGGAAGCAACAAAGACAAGAAAGAUAAAAAGGAUAAAACGGAAAGGACGGAUAAGAAAGAAAAUAAGGAAAAUAAGGAAAACAAGGAAAAGAAGGAAAAGAAAGAAAAGAGAAAAACAAAAUCCAAGACGGCUAGUCAACAAAUGGACACUGAAAAUGUCAACUUGUACAAUUCACAGCGUGGAGGUCUCUCCCUAGACAAUUGUAAAUUUAUCGCUAGUGACGUAUCUAGAAUGACGAAUGAAGUGAAUAAAAGUGCAGUCAUGGAUAGUAGCAAUCCUUACAGGUGUAAUAUCGCUGCAACCUUUGCUAAUAAGAAUAACGAAAGCAACGGAGAAAAUACUCUUAUGCGCGAUGUCCAACUUGGUAAAAACAAUUUUGUCAACCAGACGGUGUGCAAUGUGGAAGAAACGAAAGAGGAAACACCUUUUAGUGGAGCCUGUCUCAUUCGAAACUUCAAUAGCACGAUGGAACGUCCUGGUUACUCACUACUGAAUAACUCACUUGGGGGAAAGAAUAACUUCAAGGAGAAUAUAUCUGCCGGAGCCAGCAUGAGUACCAUUAUAAGCGACUGCUACAGUGGAGGAGUAAACAGAAGGGGCAGUGCAAUAAACGCGGGUGAUAAUUGCAACUACCGUGAGGGUGGCGGGCUCUACCUUCCUACAAGCGGAGGUAACCCCAGCUGCAACCUCGUAAGUGGUGUGAACAGCAUGCACAAUUUGAACAGUGGGAUCCCUGCGAGUGAGCACCGACACACUGGCUUUAACUCCUACGCGGACGGUGUGUACGAAGGUGUAAGUACAACGAGCAGCAAUGUGAAAUGUUCUUCAUGGAAAAGUAUAGCCCAAAUGAGCAAUACUAAUAUGGUAGGUUUAACCAAAAGGGGCGAAACUAGCAAUGCGAAUAGUGCACCCAUGCAAGAUGGUAGCUCCAAGAAGAAAACGAAAACUGUGGACGAUUUAGGAAAUGAAGAAGUCGCCAUAAAACCUGAAAAGCUAUUUGCAAAUUUUAAAAGAUUAAAUGUGGACGAAAUGAGAAAGGACGAUGAUGUGGUGAGGGAGAAGAACACUAUGGAAUUGUUGCAUUAUGACAAUCUCAGUUUUAAUGAUGGUAUGUGUAAUCUUUUGGGUAGGGGGACCAAUCAUUAUGCUAAGUCUGUCCAGGACAAUUGUGGCAUUAUUACUCCCACGGUGACGACGACAAUGACUCCUAUGAUGACCGGCACGAGCAACUCAGCCAAUGGUAAUCGCAACAGAAUGAAGAAUAAUGUAGCUGUUACUCAAUCUGAGAGUGUUGCUACACCCCGGGGGGAUGAUCUCCACCUUGCUGAUGCUAUGAGCAAUAACACAAGCUAUGAAGAUUACACAAAAAUGUCUUCCAGUGUCACAUGUGACCAAACGAGCGAUUUGAAAAAGUAUAUACUACCCCCCAUAACUAGCAACAGUAAGGGGAACGGGAAAGGAAGCCUUUACACUCCCUUUUUGAGUAAUAACCAGCAUGAAAAAGUUUUAAAUGGGAACGCCUGGGAAGGUGCGUCUAAUUAUAUCCCCAAGGAGAAUGUAGAGGAUGGCCCCGUCAGUAGUGGAGCUUAUGCCAACGUGGGUAACGACAGCCGUGUCAUUGAUGAAAAGAAAUUUAAGGGCAAAAAUUUAAUCAAAGGGCAAAUUUUGAACUACACUAGCCAUGCGCAACAUGAUAAUCAGGUUCAACAUGGCAGUCAUGCCGUUGAAUCCAGUCAAGUUAGUUACAACCAGAGCGCAUUCGACACGUCCAAAGUGUCACUCCCGAUGAUGGGGCAACAGAAGAAUGGAGAAAAAAACCAGAGUGAAGAUUUAAAGUUCAUUAAAAAAGACCGCUUCUUCUUUCGCAAUGGUGAUAGCCUCUUCAAGGGAGAUAUGCAUGACGAGCUUCCCGAAUUGGUCAACCCAAAUUUUAAAGGCGCAAACGCGUGCUCAGGGAAGAAUGUGAAAAGUGUAAAAAAUGUGAAGCCUGGCUAUAUGGCCACCGACAGCACCCUAUACACGGCCAAUAAUUUUCUUAUUAAGAACAAAAAUGGAGGGGAAGAAGAUGAUGACCUGGACGAGAACGGCCAGUACUUUAACAAUGAAAAUUCGGAUCAUUUGAGCCGACGCUGUGGGGAUGGAGCUACUGGUCCGUUUAACUUCGAAAGUGAGGCGUAUAAAAACUGUGAAAGCGUUAUAGGACCUUACAAUUACGAUGAGGAGAUGCAUCUCAAUUAUGAGGAUGACCUGCAACUGAACUAUGACGAUGAUCUCUUGAGUAAGAACCCGCUGCAUCUGGACAUGGAGCAUCUGAACGUGGAGCAUCUGGACGUGGAGCAUCUGGAAAUGAAGCAUGAUGACAUUGGAAAUGCGAGUUAUUUCGAAAAGAGCUACGAUUUUGAAGAGAACGUGGCGCAGCUGGAGAAAGAUUUAGACUUUUCUGCUAACCUAAGCAGCAUGAGUAAAGAUAUGUCCUUCCUAAACUUUGACGACUCGGAAGAAAAAGAUUGGAAGUACGAAUACAUGAAUGAGAUAUUUUCCGCUAAGGGGAAUCCCUACUUGGGUAGCGACGACCCGCAUUCCUUUUACGGAAGAGGCACCUUAAGAAACUCCCUUCAUUUCAACCACGGUAUCGGUAGCAGCCGUUACAACCUCGGUGCAGGCAGAAGCUUUGGGCUUAGCGCUUGUAGUACCGUUUUCCCUAGCCCCGUUUAUAGUACACCCACAAAUUGGGACGAAAAGUCAAGUUUUGCCGCAGCGGUUCAGAGUAGCAAUCAGUGCUCUGAUGGCAUGAGAAAGAAUGUAAAUAAUAAUAUGCUCUUUGUGGAUAACAGUAAUUUAAGUAUGCAUUGGGGGAAUGCCCAUUCUGGGAAACUCGAAAAGUGUGCAAAUGUGGACAGCGCAUGUGGAAGAAAUAACGACACUAUUAAUAGCCACUUAAUAUGCGAGGAAAAUAACGUCUGCCAUAAUGACCACACACUGAUGGAUGAAAAUCAUUUGGGACUGCCCCAUGACGAUCAUUCACUUGAGAAUAAUAGCACCAGCUUGGGCAACAGCAAGAAUCUAAUACACAGCGUUUGUAUGAAUAUGACUUCUCCUAGCGCGAGUGAAAGCAUCUUUGCGUGUAGCAAAUGUAAAGGUGUACACAGAAGGAAUGAGCUGGAGGAUGAAACUGGUUCUGUUUUGCAUGCCGACGGAGAGCAUAUGGAGAAGAAGCACUCCCGCGGCAGUUAUUGCAGCGCAAUGACGAAAAAGGGCGCAGAGUUGGGCGGCAAAAAAUGUGGAAUCGUACAUUCAUCUGGUAUAAGCCGAAAAGUUAGUAUGAACAGGCAAGGGGUCAAUGAUAACACCUUCGAAGACAGCACCCAAAGGGGGGGUAGCAGUGCCAAGGGGAAUGAACAGACCAACCCGGAUGGCCAUAUCAGCGCUGAUGCUACAGGUGAGUCGCUAACGGGGAAGUGCAGAAAAAAUUACAACAGAGGUAUUAGUAACAACAAGAGCAGCGUCACAGUGGUCGGAAUAGUGCAAAGCAGUCGGCCAAGGGAAAGCGCAACGGAUCAGAGGAGCGUACGAAAUUUUAGUACAAAUGAUCCGAUUACCAGCAUAAGCAGCAGCGAACAUGUGCAACUAAAGAAUGCCAGUAUUUUUAGCAACGACAGCACCAAUAGCACCAGCAGGAGCAGGAGCGACGGAAGCAAUAGAAACAAUCGAAGCAACAGAAGCAAUCCAAGCAAUGGUAGCAAUAGAAGUAAUCGAACCUGCAGGGAUGAUCCCAUCAAUAGUAAUGGCCGAAACCAAAGCAGUAUUAACCCCGUGGUGAGUGAGAUGAACAAAAAUGACAAUCAGAACAACGGCCUGGUGAACGCAGGAUAUAGGAACAAGCUUAUCUUGGCACAGCAUAACUCGCAACCGUUGAGUUAUGAGCACAUCAAAAGUGACAACUACACGUUUAAAAGCGAAAUGGUAUCUAAUGACAAAUCGAAAAGUAAUGCCUUCUCAAAUUUUGCCUCCACGAAUUUGGCUAAUACGAAUUCCAAUGGCUGCACAAAUAACGUCCUUCUGAAUAGUAGAUUUAACGAGCACGGAAAGGACAAAAAUAAUGUGAUGAAAUAUUUCCAAUCGGGGCUCAAAGACGGUAGUACAAAUGUUAGCACUACUCAGUAUGAUAACAACAGUUUAAUAGUCAACCGGAACACCUUUGAUUCGCACCCAUGUGCAAGUCAUUUGAACAGCGCCAACGCCUUGAAUUUAAAUCCUACUUUUCUGAACCCAUCCACCUGUAACAACGCCGUGUAUCAUGCGAUCAACGAGAAGAACGAGUCCUUCUUCCUACUCAUUACUAACAACCCAUUAGAAGGUACGCAGAGAAUAAACUUGUUGAUAUCUGAAAAGGGCAAAAUCGAUAUAGGCGGUAGUCCCCUUUUGACCUUUAACAAACAAAAUCUAAGAAGUGGCCACUCUCUAAAGAAUGACCAGUUAGGGGCCAUUCAGGGUAGUAUGAGUAGCAAACCGAAUGACGAUAUGUUUCAUCUGAGCGGCGAGGUGGACAACUUUGGGGGGGAUAACCAAUCCGGGAUGUACCGCCAUCCUAUGGAUCCAGGCGAAAAUGUCUAUCGAUCCAUGUCUAAUCAAAACGUCUAUCUUGAUAUGAACAAGCUGGAGAAUGGGAUCUAUAAAAAUGGGACGAACCUGGAAAACCUCGUUGAUCAGGUGAAUAACCCUAAUGACAGAUGCUCCUAUCACGGCAACAUAAAAAGCCUUCACGGGGAUGACAAUACUGCUAAUGUCAACCUUAUCGGGAAGAAUGAAUACCUGUUUAGAAAUAUUGAGGAGGAUAUACAUAACGAGGUGAACCAUGUACAGGAGGGGGAAGUGAAGUACGGCUCCUUGAGCGGUGCUCUACACAGCGGAGCUAGCAUCGGGGUGGGCAUGAUCAUCCCCCCUGGCCUGGUCCCUACCAACUGCCCCUACAACAACGCGAAAAUCUGCGAUAACCUAGUGAGCAGCGAUCACUUGAAUAACUUAGCCGACAGCAUGAACCGAUUCGGAAACGACGUCGAUUUUAUUCUGGACGAAAAUGAAGACUUGGAGAUCCAUUCCAAAGCGAGCCUCAAAGAUGACAAAAUUAUUGAACUGCAAAACAUAAUAAACAGUCUCAAGUUUAAGAACAAGCAGCUGGAAAAGGAACUGACCGAGGUGAAAAAUAUGCAACUGAAGAAAAAACAAAAUCUGAUAUUAAAUAGUCUAAGUAAUAAGAAUGACGACAUUAGUAGUUACUCAACUUAUAAGGACGAUACGAAUAACUCCGAUUGUGGAAGUGCAGACAAUGCGAACAGAUACAUUCAGAACAUUUUAAAUGAUAAGGAGAAGUACAAUUACGACACGAAGAUUUCCAUACAGAAGUUUCAUUUGGCUUAUACAAAUAACUCAAUAGGCAAAUUGAAAAUAGCUGCUCAGAGAGACAUUAGUGGCUCCUUUAUGGGCCCCAAGGGCAUACACGUGAAAACGAUUAAAUCGUCUCUUCACAUUUCAGUGUACAAAAGUGCAAAGGAUGUUUGGUUUCCAGGAUUUGCUGACAGUCAUGUGUUUUUAUUGAAAGGAAAUAUUUUUGGUAUUUUAAGAGCAUGUCAAUUGCUGUACCAUUAUGUGAAGUCCAAAAUGUCGUCUUCCAAAUGCUGCAUAUAUUUGGUCGCUCCGUUUGAGUGUGUACAGAAGUUACUGGCCGAUGGGUGCAAGCGAAUGGCAAUAAUUAAGGAGGAGUGCGGGGCGGACGUACGAUUGGGCAAUUUGUACGUACAGGUGCAUGAGGGCUUUACAGAGCGCUUAAUGGAGAUACGGGGAAAUGAGGUCAGUGUGGACUGCGCGUUGGAGAAGCUGGUGAUUUUUAUGCAGUCCUGCUUUUCGGUGCAGUCCUACGACUACGAGUUGUUGAAGUACCCAUGCCGAUCGGUGCUGAAUUUGCAGUGA
Molecule: messenger RNA, 6048 nt
Organism: Plasmodium inui San Antonio 1
Lineage: Eukaryota; Apicomplexa; Aconoidasida; Haemosporida; Plasmodiidae
Exons: 1
Coding region: 1-6048 (2015 amino acids)
Source: RefSeq, a predicted model, not a curated record